Messenger RNA from Amyelois transitella, 1276 nucleotides. RefSeq names its product ecdysone oxidase. The transcript has 4 exons. Gene Ontology annotation, molecular function: ecdysone oxidase activity; flavin adenine dinucleotide binding. The coding region runs from base 37 to 1215 and encodes 392 amino acids. Lineage: Eukaryota; Metazoa; Arthropoda; Insecta; Lepidoptera; Pyralidae. The record is from RefSeq and is a predicted model, not a curated record.
AAUUGAUAGUGAAAAUAGUCCACGCUAAAUCACAGGAUGUCGUCGUCAGCUAUAACGGUGGCUGCAGUCAGCCAGCUUCAGACAGCACUGGUCGGAAUUCUGACUACCCUGAAUUUGACACAGCCAUUAUUCGCUCCAGGAGUUUCAGUUCAAAAUGGCGACACAUUCGACUUUAUCAUCGUAGGCGCAGGAACAGCGGGUAGCGUACUGGCCAACCGGUUGACGGAAGUUGAAGACUGUAAUGUGCUCGUGAUAGAAGCUGGUGGGGAUCCACCUGUAGAAUCUAUUAUACCAGGUGGAUUCGCUUUGUUGCCUCGGACAAAAUACGACUGGAAUUACACGGCCGAAUUCGAUGAGGCGUUCAGCCUUGGACACUUGAACGAAAUCCUCGAUCUUACAAGCGGCAGGGUUCUAGGCGGGUCCAGUUCUAUCAACCAUUUAAUAUAUGGUAGAGGUUUCCCGUAUGACUAUGAUAAGUGGGCAGAAGUUGUAGACGAUGAGAGUUGGAACUGGGAGAACGUAUAUGAAUAUUUCCUUAAACUAGAACGAUUGCAAGAUCCAGGAAUCUUGACCUCUCCAGACAGAGUUAAUCAUGGUCUAAGUGGAAACAUCGGGACAACUAGAGAACCGAGUCCAACAAUGCAGAAAUAUUUCGAAGCGAUUGAAGAAAUUGGUUAUAAUGUAAUUCUUGACACAGUCCCUGGACUAAAUGACGCUCAAACUAAAUUGGCAUUCUCUGAAAUUUUACUUUUCAUUGCUAACAUACAACGUCAGAGCUCAGCUCAUGGGUAUCUUUCUUUUAAAGACGCUAAAAGUAAUUUGAAUAUUCUUAAAGACAGUUUUGUCACUAAUGUAGUAUUUAAUGAUGAUAAAGUCGCAAUAGGUGUUAAUGUUUUGACGAAUAACGGUCAGGAACUAACACUUUAUGCAAAAAACGAGGUGAUUUUAUCAGCUGGAGUGUUUAAUAGUCCAAAGAUUUUAUUACUAUCUGGCAUUGGACCUGCAAAUGAUUUGACAGCUUUGGACAUACCAGUAUUAUCAAAUUUGCCUGUAGGCGAAAACUUUCAGGAUCAUGUCGGAGUUUUAUUGAUACAAAGCAAUGAAAAUCUUGUUACUCUUCCAACUAUGCGUCCCCCAACGGAAUUCCCUCUUCCAGGGAACGUUGGUUACGUAACACUUGACGCAACACAGUCAUAUCCAACUUACGAAUCUUAAACUUCGUUUUCAAUAACAAUCUAGUUUUCUCUCUCAUUUGUUCUAUAGUAUUCUCUUAUAG